AUGGGUCUCGGUGUGCUUGACGACAGCCAUCUCGAGCAUGUGCCCGGCACGGCGCUCUUAACGGACGUCCUGGGAGCGGACGGACAAGGUCUCAACACCUCGCUGCUGAAGCACGGGAAGGGGAGGAACUCAGAUGUCCUACUUGUCCCGCAGCCAUCGCGGAGUCCAAACGACCCGCUGAACUGGCCUCUAUGGAAGAAAGAUCUAAUGCUCUUCUUCAUCUGUAUCGACACCGCCAUCGUCGGAGCAUGGGGCCCCAUGAUCUCCCCCGGUUACGCCCAAAUGGCCGCAGACUGGAACAUGUCCUACAACGCCCUCAACGGCGGUCUCGGCUGGGGCAUCUUCGUCAUCGGCAUCUCGUGCUUCUUCACCAACUCACUCGCCGUGAUCUGGGGUCGACGCCCGAUCUUCCUGCUGGGUAAUCUGCUAUUGUUCAUCAGCAGCUUGUGGGGAUACUUCGCGCACUCGUACAAUUCCCUGCUGGCGUCGAGGCUGGUGGGGUGUAUUGGGAUGUCGCCGUUCGAAGUACUUGUCACGACGACGAUUGCAGACCUGUACUUUGUCCAUCAGCGUGGUCUUCGACUUGCCAUGUGGGGAUUAUGCCUCUCCGUCGGCGUCGGCGGCGGCUCCAUCAUCAGCGGCUACAUCAUCCAAGACCUCGGCUGGAACUGGACGUAUGGCAUCUGCGCCGUCCUCUACGGCGUCUGGAUCCUCGUCCUCUUCUUCUUCUGCCCGGAGACCGCCUACCGCCGCGACGAAGCCUACAACACCGACCUCGGCACCACCGACCACACGGAAGAGCUGGCAGAAAAGCGCGCGGGCCUCGACAAGUCGUCCAAGGUCGAGACGAUCGAGCAAGUCGAGACCAACACCAGCUGGUCCGAGCCGAAGCACAGCUACGCCCACGAGCUCAAGAUCUUCCAUGGACGGCAGUGCGAUGAUGCGUUCUGGAAAGUCUUGACGCGGCCGCUGAUGAUGCUGAUAUUCCCGCAAGUGCUGUUCUCGUUCUUCGCGUAUGGGUUGACGACUUCCUGGCUUGUCGUCGUGGGCAGUAUCCUCGCGCAGGUCUUCACCGUGGAGCCGUACAGCUUCUCCGUGUCAGAAGUUGGCCUCGUCGCCAUCUCACCACUCAUCGGCGCCAUCGUGGGUGCCUUUGUCACCGGACCGCUGGCAGAUUGGAUCGUCAAGUUCAUGUCGCGCCGCAACAAGGGCGUCUACGAGCCGGAAUUCAGACUCGUCAUGAUCUCCAUCUCCCUCCUCCUAGGCGGCAUCUCCUUCUUCGGCUUCGGCUGGUCGCUCCAAGUGCACGACCCCUGGAUCGGCCCCGUCAUCUUUUACGGCCUGCAGUACUUCUCCGUCGGCUUCGUUACUAUCGCCAUCUACGGCUACCUGACCGACUGCCACCGGGACAAAGCGCCUGAAGCUUUCGCCGCGAUCAACUUGCGGAAUAUUUACAGCUUCGGAAUGAAUUACUUCAUUGCUAGCUGGAUUUCCAGCCAGGGGCCGAAGGAAGUGUUUUGUAUCAUUGGGGGCGUGCAUGUGUUUAUCUGUCUGUGCGCAAUACCGAUGUAUAUGUUUGGGAAGAGGUGUCGGAGUUGGACGAGUCGGGUUGGGAUUUUUCGGACGGUGAUGAGCGCUUGA
This is a messenger RNA of Saxophila tyrrhenica, 1641 nucleotides long. RefSeq lists its product as uncharacterized. Gene Ontology annotation, cellular component: plasma membrane. The transcript has 5 exons. The record is from RefSeq and is a predicted model, not a curated record. Lineage: Eukaryota; Fungi; Ascomycota; Dothideomycetes; Mycosphaerellales; Extremaceae. The coding region runs from base 1 to 1641 and encodes 546 amino acids. Gene Ontology annotation, biological process: transmembrane transport. Gene Ontology annotation, molecular function: transmembrane transporter activity.